AUGGAAGACCACAUGCAGGCUAAUUGCAAUGUCAUUGGGGAACUAAUAAAAUCAAAAUACAUGUCAAUAAAGAGAGUACACACACCACAUGACAUAAUCAACGACAUGCUAGAUGAUUUUGGUGUUUCAAUGGGGUACCAAAAAGCCUGGAGAGCAAGAGAAAAAGCUUUAGAAUUGGCAAGGGGAAACCAAGAUGAUUCAUACCAAAAACUUCCCAUCUACCUUCACAUGCUAAAAGUAUCGAACCCAGGUACAAUUACACACCUGGUUACAGACAAUACAGAUCACUUCAAAUAUAUGUACCUAGCAUUUGCAAAUUCCAUCAAAGGAUGGAAACACUGUAGGCCAGUCAUUGUGAUAGAUGGAACUUACUUGAAGACAUCAUUUGGGGGAACUUUAUUCACUGCUUCAACAAUGGAUGCUAACAACAACAUAUUCCCAUUAGCCUUUGGAAUUGGAAACUCUGAAAAUGAUUCAUCAUGGUUAUGGUUUUUCACAAAGCUAAAGGAGACAUAUGGAGAAAGAGAAGGUAUGGCAAUCAUUUCAGACAGGCAUAAAAGCAUAGAAAAUGCUAUAGACCAUGUAUACCCAAAAGCUUUCCAUGGAGCAUGCAUAUUCCACCUGUUAAACAACAUCAAAGUCAAUUUUGGUGUCCAUGGGGAGGACCUAAACCUAAACUUUGUCAAAGCAGCAAAGGCAUACAGGGUACAAUCAUUUGAGCAUUACAUGCAUGAAAUAGACAAGAUUGACACACGCAUAAGACCGUAUUUACAAAAAUUGGAUAUUCAACUUGGUCUAGAUGCCAUGCUCCAACAAGAAGAUAUACAAUGA
Molecule: messenger RNA, 831 nt
Organism: Humulus lupulus (European hop)
Lineage: Eukaryota; Viridiplantae; Streptophyta; Magnoliopsida; Rosales; Cannabaceae
Product: protein FAR1-RELATED SEQUENCE 5-like
Exons: 2
Coding region: 1-831 (276 amino acids)
Source: RefSeq, a predicted model, not a curated record